AGGAGGCGGAGGGGGCGGAGGGAGCGUGGAUGGCGGGCGCUGCGCCCCCGCCCGGCCCGCGCGCGCCGCCUCCGCCUCCGCCAUUGCUGCGCGCGGGAGCAGCGGACGCGGAGCGAGGCUCGAGCGCGCCCGAAGCCCAGACCUGCGGAGCGCGCGUGCGGCGGCAGCCUCGGGUCCCCUGGAACCAUGGUGAAGUUGGGGAACAAUUUCGCGGAGAAGGGCACCAAGCAGCCGCUGCUGGAGGAUGGGUUCGACACUAUUCCCCUGAUGACACCCCUCGAUGUCAAUCAGCUGCAGUUCCCGCCCCCGGAUAAGGUGGUCGUGAAGACGAAGACUGAAUAUGAACCUGAGCGCAAGAAAGGCAAAGGCCGUGCCCCCAAGAUCGCGGAGUUCACCGUCAGCAUCACCGAGGGCGUCACUGAGAGGUUUAAGGUCUCGGUGCUGGUCCUGUUUGCCCUGGCCUUCCUCACCUGCGUCGUCUUCCUGGUGGUCUACAAGGUGUACAAGUAUGACCGCGCCUGCCCUGAUGGGUUCGUCCUCAAGAACACCCAGUGCAUCCCAGAGGGCUUGGAGAGCUACUACGCGGAGCAAGACUCCAGUGCCCGGGAGAAGUUUUACACCGUCAUCAACCACUACAACCUGGCCAAGCAGAGCAUCACCCGCUCUGUGUCGCCCUGGAUGUCCGUGCUGUCGGAGGAGAAGCUGUCGGAGCAGGAAACGGAAGCAGCAGAGAAGUCGGCUUAGCGAGAGGGGCAGGUUCCUUACAAUGUGUCACUGGAAGGGAAUGAAGGGACUUUGAGGGACAUUUCAUUAAAUAUAAUUCCUGGCAAUGUAGAGGUUACUCAUUUACGGUGCAAUUGCUUCUGUUUGCUAAUGCUGCUUUGCAAAUAAAACUCGCUGCUGGCCACCCAUGGGCCUAACACCAAGCGCACGUCAGCACUGCUUUAGAGCUCUUGACACCUCCCCGUGGUCACUUCUUCAUGCCGCUCCUCCACCGGCUCAGUGCUGUCUACACCUAGACGCUCGCUGGCUGCCUCGGGAGUUUGGACUUCAGAGAAAUACUGCACCGGGUGGGGUGUUUUAAAGCCACCUUGCUCUCGCAAACCUUACUCUAUAGCCAUACCUGGGGUGACCUCUCGCUCUGCUAAGGGGCAGCCCGAGUGUCUGUGUCUGCCUACCCGAGCCGGUGCCAGGGCUGGCUGCCAUGGUGAGAGGUGCAGGGCAGGAGGAGGGGCAGCUCCACUCCUCUGCCUUCUGUGCCCCUCGGCGCUGGGGUCUUAGCACCUCUGGGUGCCCUCUGGCAAUCGCAUCUUGACAAAAGGGGCGCCACUGUGUGGAGAUGGCAAGGUUCUCUGCAGAGUGCAAGGAGGGUUGGGUAGGAGUCGGCCUGGGACCAAGGUAGCAGAGCUGUCUGUGUCAAGCAUGGGGAGGGAGGCACUGGUCACCUUGGGUGGGAACACAUCUGCUCACACAGACCUGCGGGCAAGUUCUAAGGAAAGUUGGGGGUCUUUUGGGCUUUGUUCUGUGACAGGGAGGGCCAGAGAGAGGGGCGGGCCACCCUGCAGACAGGACGCUGGCCCUGCCCCUUUGUACUGUUUCAGUGUGACGCUUGACAUUAACUGUUUACAGCUGCCAGUUAGAGAAACUGUGUACUACCAUUAAACAGAAGAAUGACA
Molecule: messenger RNA, 1676 nt
Organism: Cavia porcellus (domestic guinea pig)
Lineage: Eukaryota; Metazoa; Chordata; Mammalia; Rodentia; Caviidae
Gene: Nsg1
Product: neuronal vesicle trafficking associated 1
Exons: 5
Coding region: 187-744 (185 amino acids)
Biological process (GO): G protein-coupled dopamine receptor signaling pathway; endosomal transport; clathrin coat assembly
Cellular component (GO): endosome; membrane
Molecular function (GO): clathrin light chain binding
Source: RefSeq, a predicted model, not a curated record